CAAACACAUUUUCAGUCUUCCGUACACUUACCAGAAUCUCUUCUGCUUCUCCUGAUUCCUCAGUUUCCCCUUUCUCUAACCUUGAGAUCUUUAACCGAUUUCGUAAUCUUGCAAUACAAUGGCCGCCGCAGGACACAACAAUCUCAACGCAAAACUUGUUCUCCUCGGCGACAUGGGUGCUGGAAAAUCGAGCCUUGUCUUGCGUUUUGUUAAGGGCCAAUUUCUCGAAUUCCAGGAAUCGACGAUAGGGGCGGCGUUCUUUUCUCAGACGGUGGCAGUAAAUGAUUCGACGGUGAAGUUCGAGAUAUGGGACACGGCAGGUCAGGAGAGGUAUCAUAGCUUGGCUCCCAUGUAUUACAGAGGUGCAGCCGCGGGCAUCAUCGUUUAUGACAUUACCAGCACCGAAUCAUUUGCAAGGGCUAAGAAGUGGGUGCAGGAACUCCAGAAGCAAGGUGUUCAUCUUUUCCUUCGAAAUAAUAUGAUUAUAAAGGAAGGAGACAUGUUUCUGCAUUUUAUUUUUAUGUCAUCCUUCUACUUAAUUCAUUUUCUUCCUACAUGUUACCCUUUUUCCCAUUAGUUUUAAUUUGAUAAUAUUUUCCACCUCGGUUUAGCUCAGCUGGUUAGGAGGUGGGGAAAGGUGAAGGGGGAUUUAAUCUUUGAAGCAUGACUGUGCCUUCCCCAUAAAGGAGGGGUAACAAACACUACUGGUCUGUUGUAUGUUAAACUCAUUACAGAAUGCCAAUGGUAUGGAUUCCCUCAUUGUGAAUUUGAGAUGUAUGUUGACCCAAAGCUAUGUCUUUCUAAGACAUCUCAUGAAUUUGGCACCAUCUAGGAAAUAGCCUAUAAAGAUAGAGGGAGCUGUUGAAACAAAUGGAUUUUGGUAGCUUAUAGGUUACUUGUUUUUCUUAAUUUUGUUUUUAUAUAGAUGGAUACUGUUUGGUCUCUAUGAGCGUGUGAAAACCAUGAGUCCAUUUUGGAACUGUUGUAGGCAAUCCUAGCAUGGUUAUGGCCCUUGCUGGGAACAAAGCAGAUUUGGAUGAUAGAAGAAAAGUAACAACUGAAGAGGCACGUCUGUAUGCUGAGGAAAAUGGCCUUUUCUUCAUGGAAACAUCUGCUAAAACUGCUACAAAUGUCAAUGACAUGUUUUAUGAAAUAGCAAAAAGAUUGCCCAGAGCUCAGCCUGCCCAGAAUCCAGCAGGAAUGGUUAUAGUGGAUAGACCUGAAGGAACUCAAACAGCAUCGUGUUGUUCGUAAUUAUUUCGGUCUUUGUUGCCUUUUGGUUUCCAUUUUUUUCUUGUUUGGUCCUUCCACGCACGUAGAUUCUGGUUUGUGAUCUUGCGAAGAAUUUUUACAUGAAGAUGUUCAGUUAUGCUAUAUGCUGCCUUGAUGAUGAUCAGCAGUGGGAAUUUUCCCUAGCUAAGAUGAACCUAAUGGUGCAAUUACAUGACUGGAAAAUGGUAAUUAGGGAUCCCAUGCUAUUCAUAUUUCCACUGGUAUGCAAAUAUGCUAUUUUUUAAAAAAUAUGGAUCAGGUCA
Rubroshorea leprosula is the source of this 1535-nucleotide messenger RNA. The record is from the annotation of a GenBank genome assembly. Lineage: Eukaryota; Viridiplantae; Streptophyta; Magnoliopsida; Malvales; Dipterocarpaceae.